Messenger RNA from Didymodactylos carnosus, 312 nucleotides. The record is from the annotation of a GenBank genome assembly. NCBI's taxonomy places the organism in Eukaryota, Metazoa, Rotifera, Eurotatoria, Philodinida, Philodinidae.
AUGACAAUGACAUCACUAAACGACAACAAUAAGCAAUUUGUUGGUAAUAUCGAAACAAUUCGAAAAGUGUCUAUUACUAUUUCUAUUAUAUUUGUACCAUUUGUUUUGUUUCUCGGUUUUCUUUAUUUACAUUAUACGUGGCCAUAUCCAACAGAUCGACAAUCAAGUUAUGAUGAUGAUGAUAGUUAUAAUUCAGAUGUUGAACAGUUAAAAAACAUGACUUUAAAUUCAUCUAAAACAGAAUUAAGUGGUUAUUCAACUGAACAAUAUAUUAAAUCGUCAAUAACAAAAACAAACAUCGCUCAUAAUUAA